AUGCAGAGUGACGUGUCGCUGACUCAAGCUCUCUUCUGGGGGCUGGUUGCCUGUAUCAGCCUUACAGGGAGGGUUUCUGCAUUUCCUGGGAGACUCUUGAAUCCGAGAGCCGAUGGGCCAGUGGACUCGAUUGUCCGCAGCUGGAGCUAUGGCAUCCCCAGCCAGGUCCAGAAUGGAACCGCUCAUGCCCGAUUUACCAUCCCCACUGCUGGAUCAAAGCUCGAGACGACAGCGCUGCUGACUCUCGACUCUCCUCAAGUACGCUCGAUCAAUUCAUCCGUGUUUGACUGGUGGUACUUCGAUGCCGUCUCUGAGACCGAUCCUCGCGAGUCAUUGGCUCUCAUAUUCUUCACGUCGACUGCGGCCGCGUUCCCAUGGCUUCCACCAAAUGAGACUUCGGUACUGGUUGCGUAUAUUUGGGCAUCGUUCGCUAAUGGGACCGUCUUCGCGGAUUAUCUCCACGCGACCAUUGCUAGAGUUGCUGGUGGGGAGGGUGCAAACCCCCCGAGUUCAGGAAAUUGGUCAUCUACUGGGUGCAGCUGGACCGCUCCCAAGGAUGAUCUAUCCCAGUACGAGGUUAUUGUUUCAUCCAAGGAAAUGCAGGUCGAAGGGCGACUUAGCUUGAGCUCGGAACUUGGGCCUCACUUGCCCUGCAGUAUUCAACCGGGAACAACAACCCUGGAAAUCGCGCCUCAUAUGGGAUGGGUCGCCCUCAAGCCUGAUGCAGUGGGCCAGGUGGAUAUCACAGUUCGAGGUUCCAGCUUGAGUUUCCAGGGACCUGCUUAUCAUGAUAAGAAUUGGUCUGAUCGACCCUUCGAAGAAUCGGUCCAGAGCUGGUACUGGGGCCACGGACAUAUCGGCCCUUACUCGGUCGUGUGGUUUAGCUAUCUGGCGGUGGAUGAUCCGUCCCACAUGGCCUAUGUGAGUGGCUACGUCGCGCGCAAUGGCGCAGUGCUUGUUUCGUCCUGCAAUUCCACUCUCCUCUCGGUUCGGCCUACGGGGGCCUUCGGAACUAGUGCACGAUACCCACCGCGUGCAGGCGAUGUGCCAGAUGGAUUUCAUCUCGAGUUUGACUUGGGGGAUACGGGUUGGUUGAGAGCCAACGUUUCAGGGACAGUCGUGGCGGGGGAUGGGAAGUAUUACGUCCGAUGGGCAGGCAAGAUGGCAGGGGAGGUGGUCCAAUCUGGAGGCAAACCGGGAUACGAUGCCGCGACGCAGUCUCAGCUGCAUGGGAGUGCGGUCUUCGAACAGUUUGUUGUCGCGGCAUAG
This is a messenger RNA of Penicillium canariense, 1269 nucleotides long. RefSeq lists its product as uncharacterized. The record is from RefSeq and is a predicted model, not a curated record. The transcript is spliced from 3 exons. NCBI's taxonomy places the organism in Eukaryota, Fungi, Ascomycota, Eurotiomycetes, Eurotiales, Aspergillaceae. Bases 1 to 1269 code for a protein of 422 amino acids.